Molecule: messenger RNA, 1662 nt
Organism: Zasmidium cellare ATCC 36951
Lineage: Eukaryota; Fungi; Ascomycota; Dothideomycetes; Mycosphaerellales; Mycosphaerellaceae
Exons: 10
Coding region: 1-1662 (553 amino acids)
Biological process (GO): transmembrane transport; carbohydrate transport
Cellular component (GO): membrane
Molecular function (GO): carbohydrate:proton symporter activity
Source: RefSeq, a predicted model, not a curated record
AUGGGGUUCAGUCUCCAUGCAAGCAACACAAAUGACCCGCCAGAGGUCCGCAAUUGGCGGAUCCACCUCAUGGCAGUCAUCGUCUCCAUGGGGGCGUUGGCCAUGGGCUAUGAUACCAGUGUGAUUGGCGGGACGCUGGCUCUCGACUCCUUCCGAAGAGACUUUGACCUUGUCGACAAGAGCAGCACUCAGACAGAUACACUACAAGGCAACAUCGUCAGCUGCUUCCAGGCGGGCGCUUUCUUCGGACCAUUCAUCACCUACCCCAUUGCGGACAGAAUCGGCAGAAAAAAUGCAAUUCUCAUUGCCAGCAUCAUAUUCCUGAUCGGAGGCACUUUGAUGACAGCGUCCAAUGGCAUACUUCCUUUGAUAUACGUUGGACGAGCCAUUGCCGGCUUCGGUAUCGGCUCCGCGUCCCUCAUGAUUCCAGUCUACAUCUCCGAAACCAGCCCACCAUCGAUUCGUGGCCGACUCGUGGGCAUCUUCGAGAUCCUUUCUCAAGGAGGGGGUAUGCUGGGUUUCUGGAUCAACUAUGCGGUCAAUCGAACAAUCUCGGUGGAGUUGAAAGCACAAUGGAUCACACCUUUGGGGUUACAGUUGCUCCCUGGUGCGUUGUUGAUGAUUGGAGUUCUUUGGUGCCCAGAAUCACCUCGCUACUACGUGAAGAAAGAUCAAUGGGAGAAAGCCAUCAAGACACUUUCCUGGAUCCGAAAACUCCCAGAAAACCACCCGUACAUUCUACAAGAAGUUGAGGACAUUCGAGCUCAGAACGCCAUCGCAAGACCACCGCCAGGCGUUAAGCACUCGAAGAGCUAUUACGCCAAGCGCCUGUUCCAAAAGGGUACUCGCAACAGGAUCGGCAUUGGACUUCUGCUCAUGGCCUUCCAGAACUUGACAGGAGUGAAUAUAAUAACUUACUACAGCCCUCGCAUCUUUGAGACGCUUGGUAUUAGCGGCACAGACACCAAACUCUUCGCUACAGGCUUCUACGGCCUCGCCAAAACCCUCGGCAUGAUCAUCUUCAGCGUCUGGCUUGUCGAACGACUCGGCCGUCGCCCGGGCCUCAUCUGGGGUGCUUUCGUAGGCUCCCUGCCGAUGUGGUACCUUGGCGGCUACGUCUUCAAAGCGGAUCCCACAGCCACCGCAGAAGCCGGCGUGACGAGUCGCAGUGGCGCGGGCUAUUUCGCUAUGGUGUGCGUGUACCUGUAUGGAUUGAUCUAUUGCGCGACGUGGCAGGGGAUCACGUGGGUUUAUUGCAGUGAGAUCUUCCCACUGGACAUCAGAAUGCUCUGCGUUGCGAUCACGACGGCGGACCAGUGGCUUUGGUCAUUCAUCAUCUCAAGAACGACGCCUUACAUGAUUACGUCGCUGGGAUACGGCACGUACUUCUUCUUUGCGAGUUUGAUGGUGGCGAUGGGUUUAUGGGCCUACUUUUUCGUGCCAGAGACAAAAGGCAAAACGCUCGAAGACAUGGAACCCAUCUUCGGCGCCCCCAACGCCCUGGACACCAGCAGCAAGCUUGGCGGCGACGAGGACCCAGAGGGCGCUUCUCACAUUGAAAAGAAGUUUGGCGAAAAGGUCACGUACAUUGAGAGUACGAGGGAGAGGUCCAGGACCAGGACACCAGAGCCGCAGCCUGUGACGAGGAUUUUGAGCGCCUAG